Molecule: messenger RNA, 963 nt
Organism: Nilaparvata lugens (brown planthopper)
Lineage: Eukaryota; Metazoa; Arthropoda; Insecta; Hemiptera; Delphacidae
Product: VWFA and cache domain-containing protein 1-like
Exons: 4
Coding region: 11-856 (281 amino acids)
Source: RefSeq, a predicted model, not a curated record
UCGACAGUGCAUGAACUGUAACCGUAUGGCGCAGACUGACUGCGAAUGUCCGUGUGAAUGCUCCGUUGAUGUGGAUGUGUGUCUUAGUAAGUCUUACCAGAAAGCUGCUCCGCCAUGUCCCAAUUAUGCCGAACCAUUCCCUCCUGGCAUCAAACCUAGUUCCUACUACUCACUUUUGGCCAAAGUCGAACCAUGCACCAACUUUGACUGCAAACGUUUCACCAAUUACAAAGACUGCAUGGGAACUGUGGGUUGCGAAUGGUGCACUACUGAUCAGGAUGGAUUUACACCUUUAACUCACCCACAAUGCACCGUUCAAGCUGUCUGUUUCAAUGGCAUCAGAAACUCGCAUUUCCCGUACGGAAGCACGAUAAGCGGCGCAUAUGUCUCGUGGGUGAACAGUGAAAAGAAUUCCACAUCGAACUCAUUGCUAAUUCUUCUAGUCAUUAUUGCGAUACUGUUCUCACUGGCACUCAUGAGCUACUGCUAUUUGAAUAGAGCGCAAAUCAAUCACAUGGAUAAUAAUCAGCAAUUGAAUAUAUAUACCGCUGACAGGAGAUAUAUAAAAUUCUCUGAAGAGCCGUCUACAGAUCACAACAACGUGCUACUGCAAAGUGGUGUGCAAGAGGUGGUGAAUGACGUGGGCUCUAUCGCCCAAUCGCCCUACAGCAACACUAUCAGCAAGACAGCGCGCAGACCUGUCAUCGCGAUACCUGCUCCGUCGGAGAGUGACGACCACGGAUACUCGACAAUGGCAUCCACCACUGUUGACGAUGUCUCCCCUCCACCUACCCAUCACACCAUGCUCAGACCUCACCAGUUCCGGGUGCCUGUCAUUGUGCACCGGGCCCAUUGAGCCCCGUUGGGCCCCUUUACUCUAUACUGGGUUCACUAAUUCACAUACAUUGUACUGUAUGCCCAAUUUGCUUAGUGAAAAAAUAGCAUAUCUUGUUAUCUUAUGUU